This is a messenger RNA of Glycine soja, 1522 nucleotides long. RefSeq names its product putative RING-H2 finger protein ATL21A. Lineage: Eukaryota; Viridiplantae; Streptophyta; Magnoliopsida; Fabales; Fabaceae. The transcript has 2 exons. The coding region runs from base 113 to 1249 and encodes 378 amino acids. Gene Ontology annotation, molecular function: polysaccharide binding. The record is from RefSeq and is a predicted model, not a curated record.
UCAUUUUGACUUUCAGGGUUUGGUUUUUAAAUUGGAUGGAUGGUUCCAAAACACAGAUUCUUAUUUCAAUUCAAAAUAAGCCAGUCCUUGGUCCCUUACCACAGCAGAACCAAUGGACAUCUUGAAGGUCCUCUUCCACUUCUUCAUAUUUUUUCAUGUCACAUAUGCAUCAGAUGACUGCAAAUAUUAUUCUUGGUGCAGUGACAAUAACAUCCUUAUUCGUUUCCCCUUUCAAAUAGAAGGUCACCAACAUCCUUAUUGCGGCGGCUAUCCUGGUUUCAAAUUAACUUGCACCAAUGAUAGCAAAACAGUUAUUAAACUUCCAUACACGGGAAAGUUCAUUGUCCGCAACAUCAACUACCUCAGACAACAGAUACAAGUCUAUGACCCUGAUAAUUGCCUUCCAAAACGUCUUCUAAGCCUCAAUCUUUCAGGCUCUCCCUUUGUUGCUGCUUCACUCCGCAACUACACCUUCUUAAGAUGCCCAACUCGGAACGCAGGGUCACAAUUCAUUCCCAUUGACUGUCUUAGCAAUUCUACAUCUUUCGUAUCAGCUAUUCUUUCAGUGAACUUGCCCAAUCCAUUGCCCGAGUCUUGCCAUGUUAUUAAGAAGCUCACAUUUCCAGUUUCAAGGCCGGGACCAUAUGAGGAGAUUUUCAGAGAUGACCUUAGUGGAGAUCUUCGAUUAACAUGGCAUGCACCUGACUGUAGAUAUUGUGAAUCACAAGAGGCCUUGUGCGGAUUUGAGAGCAUAAACAGUGAUCAAGUUCGUUGUUUCUUUGAUUACCAAACAGCUCCUCCACAACAUGGUCUUCGAGUAUUUGGAAUCAUCACAUCAUCUAUUGUGGGACCAGCUAUCAUCUUUGUCAUUGCAAUUGCAUGCUACGCGUCCUUAAAGUACAGAAGAGGCAAUACAGCCAGAAUUGCUGCUGCACAGAGGUCGGAACCAAGUGCAAUAUCACCCCAACCUUCCAUUGCUACGAUGGGCUUGGAUGAUUCUACAAUCGAGUCUUAUCAGAAACUUGUACUAGGGGAAAGCCGACGAGUGCCUGGACCCAAUGACGGAUGUUGCACCAUAUGCUUGUCAGAGUAUAAAACCAAAGACACAAUCAGAUGCAUUCCUGAGUGUGCACAUUGUUUCCAUGCCGAAUGCAUAGAUGAAUGGCUUCGCAUGAAUAGCACAUGCCCCGUUUGCCGCAACUCCCCCUCCCAUCCUUCUACUGCUCAAGUUAUGGCCAGUGAUCCUUGAUUGGUUAUGGGUUUAUCCAUUAAGCAGAAAACCACAAAUCUGGGUCAGAAAUCCAGCUGCUCUCAUUGUUUGUUUGUCACACUUCGGAGGCUUAGUUAGUGAUAUGUGUCAUCAUUGGGAUGUCUUUAAUGUUAAACGGUUGUCAACUUAUUAUAUAGCAUGGAUUGUAAUAAUAAUAAAUAGUUGGAUAAAUUAGGAACAAUAAUAUCCGGCCAUUGAUGAUACUCGUCAUUAUCUCAUAAUACAAUACCAAAAAGAAAAGUUGGAAUUGUU